AUGAAGUUGUCUGUGGUUUCCCUGAGCCUUUUGGCUCUCCUAACGCCUCUGGCCGCCGCUUGGUCAAAGGAGGAUCGCGAGAUCUUCCGUGUCCGUGACGAGAUCGCCACCUUCGAAGGCCCCGACGUUACCUUCUACGACGUUCUGGGCGUCACCUCCGCGGCCACCCAAGAUGAUAUCAACAAGGCCUACCGCAAGAAGUCUCGUUCCCUCCACCCCGACAAGGUAAAGCAGCAGCUCACCGCCGAGCGUGCCAAGGCCAAAAAGGACAAGAAGAACAAGAAGGCCGGUGUCAACGUCGCCAAGCCCCCCUCGCAAUCCGAGAUCAAGGCCGCCAUCAAGGAGGCUUCUGACCGACAGGCCCGCCUGUCCAUCAUCGCCAACAUCCUGAAAGGCUCCGGGCGUGCUCGCUACGACCACUUUGUGGCCAAUGGCUUCCCGACGUGGAAGGGCACCAACUACUAUUACGACCGGUACCGCCCCGGCCUGGGCACCGUCAUGUUCGGCGUCUUCCUCGCCCUGGGCGGCGGCGCGCACUACCUCGCUCUGUACAUGAGCUGGAAGCGCCAGCGCGAGUUCGUCGAGCGGUACAUCAAGUUUGCGCGGCACGCCGCGUGGGGCGACAACCUGGGAAUACCUGCCGUUGACGUUGGCGCCGGUGGUGCUCCAGUUGGGACUGCGGCGCCCCCAGCUCCCGCUGAUGAGCAGCAGCAGGAACAGGCCAUGCCUACGAACCGCAAGAUGAGGCGUAUGCAGGAGCGCGAGGCCAAGAAGGGCAGUUCUUCAGAUGGAGCUAAGCGUGGUGGUCGUCGAGCUGUUACCCGGGCUAGUUCUGGCACAGCUACCCCUACGGCCGCUGCAACAGCUGAUUCCGCCGGUCCCCAGGGCGCAAAGAAGCGCGUCGUUGCGGAGAAUGGCAAGGUCCUGGUCGUCGACUCUCUUGGUGACGUGUAUCUCGAGCAGGAGGAUGAGGAUGGCAACGUGGAGGAGUUCUUGCUUGAUCCCAACGAGAUUCCCAAGCCUACUAUCAGCGACACCGCCCUCGUGCGCAUGCCAAUCUGGUUCUAUGGCCGCACCGCCGGCCGCUUCCUCUCCAAAAACCAGGAUGGCGACGACGACUUCGAGGAGGUUGAGGAGGAGGCCUCAGACUUUAAGGAAGUCGCCUCCGCCGAGACGGACUCCUCAUCCGGUGCCGGUGGCAAGCGGACUCCAAGUACUGGUUCUGCGGACGAUGACUUUGAGCUGUUGGACAAAUCGAUCGAGGACGUCUCGGCUUCGAAGGCAACCGGCAGCCAGCCUCAGGCCAAGUCUGGAAAGAGCGGCAAGCGCAAGUCGAAGAAGCGAUGA
Messenger RNA from Diaporthe amygdali, 1347 nucleotides. RefSeq lists its product as uncharacterized. Bases 1 to 1347 code for a protein of 448 amino acids. The transcript has 3 exons. Lineage: Eukaryota; Fungi; Ascomycota; Sordariomycetes; Diaporthales; Diaporthaceae. Gene Ontology annotation, cellular component: endomembrane system. The record is from RefSeq and is a predicted model, not a curated record.